AUGGUUUUGUCUCGAAUUUGGAUUUGUAAUUCAUCUUAUCGUCAAGAUGUCUCAUCGGGAUCAAUUGUGAAGAGUUUAGGACAGUUCGGUACGGUUGAGGAUAUGACAGCCGAGAUUGAGGAGAGAAAGAGACUUUUGACACCGCCAAAGGUGGAGCCUAAUAAGAAAUUCAAACAAGAACAACAAGAACAACAACAACAACAACAAUCCAAGAAACUGAAAGUUAGAAAAUACAAGGCCAAAUCUACCGAUGCCACUAGUCCGCUUGGUGUUUUAGAGUACGAAAUUAGAUCUCUAUGCAAAGGUCAUGGUUUAGCUUUAGAAGAUAUUACAAACGACAUGAAGGGCAUAUUAAACAAUCGUGAAAUUGAGGAAAAAUAUCACAGAGUUGUUGAAAACGUUCACGUGUUGCAAUUGUUAUCAAAUGGAGACUCCAUUGCUAUAAUUUGUGGAGCAGAUUCCCAAGUCAAGGUCAAGAAACAAGUAGUAGUUAUACCCUUUGCUUUGCCGGGAGAUGUUGUUACUGUGAAGAUAUAUCGAACACAUCCGUUGUAUGCUGAAGCAGAUUUGCUAUCUGUACAAACACCAUCGAAAAUGAGAGAUGAUUCAUUGAUUCAAUGCAGAUACUUUGGAAAAUGCUCGGGGUGCCAAUUCCAAAAUAUUCUGUAUGAUGAUCAGCUCAAAAUCAAACGGAAAACGAUUCAAAAUGCAUAUACCCAUUUUGCACCGAUUUUAACGGAACAGAAUAAAUUACCCGAAAUUUUAGAAACACAACCAUCACCUUUACUUUAUAACUAUAGAACAAAACUCACUCCACAUUUCAACAUACCUACCAAAAAGAGUGGAGCAGAUUUAACGUUCAGACCAAAUUUUGGAUUCGGAGCAAAAGGUAGGCCGGCCUGGAGACAAAGUGAUUUUGGACCUACUGGAUCAAUCAUGGAUAUUGAAGAGUGUAGUAUUGGCACCCCCAUAGUAAACUUGGGGUUGAAAAAUGAGCGCAAAAAAUUGGAGACGACUUAUAAAACUUAUAAGAAGGGUGCUACGAUACUACUACGUGAAAAUACCAAGAUCAAAGAUGGCGAGAAAAUCGAAUUGGGAGAGGCAUCAAGAGAUUUUGAUGAUGGAACUGUUAGUCUGAUCGAAGUGGCAGCAGCAGCGGCUCAAAACGGGCUAGAACUAGUCAAAACUUGUGUUGUAGCACCAAGACAGAUUGUCCAGGAAAUAGUAGGAAUCUACAAAUUCGAAUUUUCAGCAGGUGAGUUUUUCCAAAACAAUAAUUCUAUAUUGCCUUUGGUGACAAGAUAUGUAAAAGAUAACUUAUUACACUCGCAACCAAAUUACCUUGUUGAUGCGUAUUGUGGUUCUGGAUUAUUUUCCAUUACUUGCUCAUCGAAUGUGACCAAAGUCAUUGGCGUAGAAGUUAGCGCAGAGUCGGUAAAGUUUGCCAAACACAAUGCCAUUUUGAAUAAUACUCAAAACACUAAAUUCAUUGUGGGGAAAGCAGAAGAGAUUUUUAAAGAUAUUGAUACUCCAUCAUCACAAACAUCUGUUAUUUUGGAUCCACCAAGAAAAGGGUGUGAUGAAGUUUUUUUGAAUCAGUUAAGUGCUUACAAACCUGCAAAAAUUGUUUACAUAUCCUGUAACGUUCACUCGCAAGCAAGAGAUAUUGAGUGGUUUUUAAAUAAUACUGAAAACGGUUCAAAAUAUGUAGUUGAAAGCAUCAAGGGCUUUGACUUUUUCCCACAGACUCAUCAUAUUGAAACUGUUACGGUUUUGUCAAUGGUGUAA
This is a messenger RNA of Lodderomyces oxycetoniae, 1788 nucleotides long. RefSeq names its product Trm2p (gene TRM2). NCBI's taxonomy places the organism in Eukaryota, Fungi, Ascomycota, Pichiomycetes, Serinales, Debaryomycetaceae. Gene Ontology annotation, biological process: tRNA processing. The record is from RefSeq and is a predicted model, not a curated record. Gene Ontology annotation, molecular function: tRNA (uracil(54)-C5)-methyltransferase activity, S-adenosyl methionine-dependent. The transcript is spliced from 2 exons. The coding region runs from base 1 to 1788 and encodes 595 amino acids.